Messenger RNA from Peromyscus leucopus (white-footed mouse), 820 nucleotides. RefSeq names its product proteolipid protein 2 (gene Plp2). The record is from RefSeq and is a predicted model, not a curated record. NCBI's taxonomy places the organism in Eukaryota, Metazoa, Chordata, Mammalia, Rodentia, Cricetidae. The transcript has 5 exons. Gene Ontology annotation, cellular component: membrane. The coding region runs from base 142 to 597 and encodes 151 amino acids.
UAGGCGCGGUGAUUCAUUCCCUCCUUUGCCCGGGGGCCCCCUUCCCGGCCAGACGGCGGGACAAACGGUUGGGUGUGCAGCGACUCGAACUCGUGAGCCAGAAAACAGAGCUUCUGCGCCCCAGCGACUCCAGCACACACCAUGGCGGACUCCGAGCGCCUCUCAGCUCCUGGCUGCUGGUUAGCCUGUACCAGCUUCUCUCGCACCAAAAAGGGAAUUUUCCUGUUUGCUGAGAUUAUACUGUGCCUGGUGAUUUUAAUUUGCUUCAGUGCUUCGACGUCAGCAUACUCGUCCCUGUCUGUGGUUGAGAUGAUCAUUGCUGCUGUCCUAUUUGUCUUCUACAUGUGUGACCUGCACUCCAAGAUAUCAUUCAUCAACUGGCCGUGGACUGACUUCUUCAGAGCCCUCGUGGCGGCCAUCCUCUACCUGAUCACCUCCAUUGUUGUCCUUGUAGAAGGAAAAGGCAGCUCCAGAAUUGCCGCUGGGGUACUGGGCAUAUUUGCUACCUUGCUCUUUGGCUGUGAUGCCUACUUUACCUUCCCUCUGAAGCAGCAAAGACAUACAGCAGCCCCUACUGACCCCACAGAUGGUCCGUGAUCCCCAGUCACCUGUCUCUGCUACCUGCAAAUAGCUCCUCCAUCAAAAACUUCCUCUUGCCAGAUGUGGUGGUCCGUGCCUUUAAUCCCAGCACUCAGGAGGCAGAGACGCGUGGAUCUCUGUGAGUUCGAGGCCAGCCAGAGCUACACAGUGAGACCUUGUUUCAGAAAAAAAAAAAAUACCUCCUCCUGUUUCUACAACACUCCCAGCCACUUCUCUGACC